AUGACACAGGAAACCUUCAAAUACAGCACAGUGACUGGGUACUUCCUUCAGGAUGAGCCAUCCACUGAUCCAGACACAUUCGACUAUGUGGCAUCGAAUUUCGGUCUCAUAGACAGAGAAUACGACCUACAACCAAGUUCCCUCGAGAGCCUUACCAAAUGGGAGAAGUUUAGAGAGAAAUUCGAGCACCUGAAUGAUUUCCCGGACUCAGACAGGUCCGAUGUCCAGUAUAAAGUUCUCUUCCUGGGACGACACGGCGAAGGCGUCCACAACGUCGCCGAAAGACGUUAUGGAACCAAAGCUUGGGACGACUACUGGUCACUCCUGGAUGGAGAUGAACACGGCACAUGGGUGGAUGCACGCCUAACAGAGCUGGGCAUCUCUCAAGCCAAGACAGCGCACGACGCGUGGAAAAAGCAGAUCGAGCAUAAGAUCCCUUCGCCGCAAUCCUACUACGUCAGCCCGUUGAAUCGGUGUUGCAAGACGGCGCAAGUCACCUUCGAGGGGCUUGACAUGCCGCUCACGAACCCCUUCAGACCGGUCAUUAAGGAGCUUCUACGAGAAACAAUAGGUUUGCACACCUGUGACAGUCGGUCCAAGGCAUCUGCCAUCGCAGCCGAGUUUCCCGAAUACCAAUUCGAGCCUGGCUUCUCAGAAGACGACUUGCUGUAUGACCCGAAGACGCGAGAGUCUGAUGAGGACCGGACUCGGCGACUGCGAACUCUACUGGACGAUAUUUUUACCAACGACGAAAAUGUUUUCAUCUCGCUGACGGCGCAUUCGGGUGCCAUUACCAGUAUUCUGGAAGUUGUUGGCCAUCGCAAGUUUCCAUUACAGACUGGUGCGAUGAUUCCUGUCGUUGUGAGAGCGGAAAAGACGGAAAUCUUAAGAAGUUGA
Messenger RNA from Penicillium cinerascens, 897 nucleotides. Its product is annotated as phosphoglycerate mutase family protein. The coding region runs from base 1 to 897 and encodes 298 amino acids. The record is from RefSeq and is a predicted model, not a curated record. NCBI's taxonomy places the organism in Eukaryota, Fungi, Ascomycota, Eurotiomycetes, Eurotiales, Aspergillaceae. The transcript has 4 exons. Gene Ontology annotation, cellular component: cytoplasm. Gene Ontology annotation, molecular function: phosphatase activity.